Talaromyces proteolyticus is the source of this 861-nucleotide messenger RNA. RefSeq names its product ClpP/crotonase-like domain-containing protein. Gene Ontology annotation, molecular function: catalytic activity. NCBI's taxonomy places the organism in Eukaryota, Fungi, Ascomycota, Eurotiomycetes, Eurotiales, Trichocomaceae. The record is from RefSeq and is a predicted model, not a curated record. The transcript has a single exon. Bases 1 to 861 code for a protein of 286 amino acids.
AUGGCCGACGAUCAGAACACAGUCCUCCUCGGGAAAUCCUCCGCUGGCAUAACAACGAUAUGCAUAAACCGGUCCUCACGCCGCAACGCCGUGGACGGCCCAACAGCACAAAAACUGCACGCGGCCUUUCUCUCCUUCGACAACGACCCGACACAAAAGAUCUGCGUAUUCCACAGCUCUGGGGGUGUUUUCUGCGCUGGCGCUGACCUGCAAGAAGUCGCCAAAAUAUCCAGCCCAGAGAAUCAGCAAAGUCAACGGAAAGUAGAUGUAGAGCAAAGCAAAAGCUCAAAAUUGCUACCCGUGGACGGCACAAAUCCCGCACCGAUGGGCCCAUCUCGCAUGACGCUCUCAAAACCCGUGAUUGCAGCAGUAUCCGGGUUCGCGGUGGCAGGUGGUCUGGAAUUGAGUCUUCUCGCGGAUAUGCGGAUUGUUGAGGAAGACGCGGUCUUUGGGGUAUUCUGUCGACGAUUCGGGGUGCCGUUGAUAGACGGCGGAACGGUUCGGUUGCAGCGCAUCGUUGGGUUGGGGAGAGCCAUGGAUAUGAUACUUACGGGGCGGGCGGUUACGGCACAGGAGGCGCUGGGAAUGGGGCUUGCGAAUCGGGUUGUGGCGAAGGGGCAGGCUUUUCAGGAGGCGAUGGCAUUGGCGAGGACGUUGUUGAAGUUUCCACAGCGGUGUAUGAAUGUGGAUAGGAAGAGUGUUUAUUACGCUGCUUAUGAGGCGAGGGGGUUUGAGGAUGCGAUGAGGUUUGAGUUUGAGAAUGGGAAGGCUGUGGUAAUGGAGGAGAGUGUGAAGGGGGCUGCGAGGUUUAGGGAUGGGGUUGGGAGGCAUGGGAAGUUCGAUCUGGGGUCUAAGUUGUAA